UACCACCUUCUUCCCGAGAUCUCUGUAACGCAGCUGAGUUCCAUGUGGCCGGAAUAUUGUUUUGAAAGGUUUUAACUAAAGAAACACUGCCCGACGGAUAUCUGCCGAAAGAUCGUUCGAUGUACUUCGACAAAACAUAAUAGCUAACAUUGGUUUGUGUUAUGUUGGAAGAACUGUUACAGUAUGAGGUAUCUGAGUACCUACGUCUGCCAGUCUGGCUUUUGCUCCUGGCAGUCAUUUCAUUCACUUAUCUCAGCAGAUUUUGGAUGAAGCAAACCAAAACCAAGGUUGCGGAGGUUAAAGAAUCCGUGGAAAAAACCGUUUCCAAAGAUUGCAAAACCGAGGUUAAAGAAUGGAAGAGAUCGUUACACAUUCUCUAUGGAUCUCAAACUGGACAUUCAAAGAUUUUGGCUGAAAGCCUUGCUCAAAAUGCUGAGCAGCAGGGUGUUCAAGUGGAAGUGUUGAAUAUCAAAGACUAUGAUCCUGAGGACCAUAUAAAACACUUUAAAUCUCCUGACCGCAUCUAUGUGAUAAUUAUCUCCACCUAUGUACAAGGCUCCCCACCAGAUGACGCUGUCUGGUUUUAUAAAUGGCUGAAGGAGACAGCUGUUGAUUUCCGUGUUCAGAAGAACUUCCUAGAAGGAAUGAUAUAUGCAGUAUUCUCCCAUGGAAACUCAGAGUACAAGGAAAAUUUUUCUGUGGUUGGCAAAAACAUUGACGCUUGGCUUCACCAGUUGGAAGCUAACCGAAUCCUGCCAGUGGGUAUUGGAGAUGAGGACACUACACAGAGUUCACAUGGGGGUCUGACAGAAGACUUCAAUGCCUGGAAUAAGAAGUUCUGGAAGAAGAGUAUUCCAGUGCUGAAAGGUGGCACUCUGCCAGUAGAAUCCAAUAAAUGUUGUAAAGAGACGUGUGAGAAGAAAUGCUGUGAUAAAGACAACAAUUCUUCAAACCAAGAGGUACUGAUGGAGACGUCAAGUGAAGAGGAGGAAGAUGAUGCAGACAACAUAGAAAGCUCAGGGUCGUUACCUGUCACUCAGUCUAACGGAUUGGUUGACCUUGAAGAUCUCGGCAAAGUCAUGAAACAUGUCAAGAAAACCAAGACAAAGCCAGAGAUUAACGGCUACAUUGUUUCAACAAAUAAACAGACCAAGAACGAGGAACCUAAACCAAUGAUUACAGAGAUUUUCAAGAAAUCCUUAGAGAAGCAGGGCUACAGUUUAAUUGGGACACAUUCAGGUGUGAAACUGUGCCGAUGGACAAAGUCGAUGCUACGAGGUCGUGGUGGCUGUUAUAAACACACAUUCUAUGGGAUCGAGAGCCACCGGUGUAUGGAGACCACUCCCAGCUUAGCUUGUGCCAAUAAAUGUGUCUUCUGUUGGAGACAUCACACAAACCCUGUCGGUACAGAAUGGCGCUGGCUAAUGGACGAUCCCGAAUAUAUUUUCAAAGGGGCCAUUGCAAAUCACACCAAGAUGAUAAAACAGUUUAGGGGUGUUCCUGGUGUAUUACCUGAACGUUUCAACGAAGGUAUGUCACCGAAGCACUGCGCUUUAUCAUUGGUCGGAGAACCAAUCAUGUAUCCAGAAAUCAAUAAAUUUAUUGAUCUCCUUCACAACAAAGAGAUUUCAACAUUCCUUGUAACCAAUGCCCAGUUUCCAGAUGCAAUACACAAUUUGAUACCUGUUACUCAGCUCUAUGUCAGCGUUGAUGCAAGUAAUAAAGAAAGCCUUAAGAAAAUAGACCGUCCACUCUUCCGUGAUUUCUGGCAGCGUUUUCAGGACAGCCUUCUGGCAUUGGCUGAGAAGAAACAGCGUACGGUGUAUCGACUAACUCUGGUUAAGGGCUGGAACACCGAUGAAAUUGAAGCUUACGCCAAUCUUGUUGAUUAUGGUAAACCUGAUUUUAUUGAAGUCAAGGGUGUUACUUACUGUGGUGAAUCGAAGGCCUCCACAUUAACCAUGAAAAAUGUGCCGUGGCAUGAGGAGGUGUGUGGAUUUGUACAGCAGCUUGCUGACCUCCUUCCCGACUAUGAGAUCGCUUGUGAACAUGAGCAUUCCAAUUGCUUGCUGGUUGCUAACAAAAAGUUCAAAGUGAAUGGUGAAUGGUGGACUUGGAUUGAUUAUGAGAAAUUUCACGAGUUGGUACAGAACAGAAAGAAUAACAGUGAAAUGAUAUUUACUGCUGAGGACUAUAUGGCCAAGACCCCAGACUGGGCUGUCUAUGGAGCAAAAGAACAUGGAUUUGAUCCUUCAGAUAAACGGUUUUUCCGGAAAAAACAAAAAGAUAUUUCUGGAUGCUGAAAGUAGUCUGUGAAAAAAAGAGAAAAACAGGAAAAAAAA
This is a messenger RNA of Octopus sinensis (East Asian common octopus), 2342 nucleotides long. RefSeq names its product S-adenosyl-L-methionine-dependent tRNA 4-demethylwyosine synthase TYW1. The record is from RefSeq and is a predicted model, not a curated record. Lineage: Eukaryota; Metazoa; Mollusca; Cephalopoda; Octopoda; Octopodidae. Gene Ontology annotation, biological process: wybutosine biosynthetic process. The coding region runs from base 162 to 2303 and encodes 713 amino acids. Gene Ontology annotation, molecular function: catalytic activity; FMN binding; 4 iron, 4 sulfur cluster binding. The transcript has 15 exons.